Messenger RNA from Thrips palmi, 3069 nucleotides. RefSeq names its product beta-secretase-like. The coding region runs from base 200 to 1579 and encodes 459 amino acids. Gene Ontology annotation, biological process: amyloid-beta metabolic process; membrane protein ectodomain proteolysis. Gene Ontology annotation, cellular component: endosome; membrane; trans-Golgi network. Gene Ontology annotation, molecular function: aspartic-type endopeptidase activity. The transcript is spliced from 11 exons. The record is from RefSeq and is a predicted model, not a curated record. NCBI's taxonomy places the organism in Eukaryota, Metazoa, Arthropoda, Insecta, Thysanoptera, Thripidae.
UUUGUUAUCGUCGUCUGUAGUCUGUUUUCAUGCAAUUUUCUGGAUAAAUUUUGCAUGUGCCUUGUUUCAAAAGUCUUAGCGUCGCAACAACUUGCGUUCAAAAUGUUACUGUGAUGACGUCUUUUCGAUGAAGUAAUUAAAGUUGAUGUUUUUGGCUGAGAAUGUUACCUGAGGUUGCGGUUUGAGGAUUUUUAUCAAAAUGACUGGUGAACUGUCAACAUCCCACCUUCUUACCAUUCUUAAAGCCUUUGUUGUAUUUAAUAUUAUUGUAACAUCCCAUGCUGAAAAAUAUAACCUCUAUGGUAAACCAGGUGAUGGAUAUUACCUAGAAACUCUUAUUGGGACACCUCCUCAAAGUUUCAAUGUCCUUGUGGAUACUGGCAGUACAAAUUUUGCUAUAGCAGCUGCACCUUUCCUGAGUGUGGACUCGUAUUUCAAUAUGUCAUUGUCAAGUACUUUUGUCUCUCAGCAUCAGGAAGUAUCAGUCAUGUACACACAAGGUUAUUGGAAGGGAGAGUUGGGCAACGAUGUUAUUGAAUUCCCUUCCCUUGAAAUUCCUGGCAUCAGAACUGCACUAGCUGCCAUUCAAACGUCCCACAAUUUCUUCCUCAAUGGAUCUCUGUGGCAGGGUAUCCUUGGGCUUGCAUAUCCUAUGAUUGCAAAGCCAGAUGACAAAGUUGUUUCGUGGUUGGACUCAUUUGCUGCUUUAAAUAAUUUCAAUAUUGCAUUUUUACUGGAGCUUUGUGGAUCAAAAGAUGGAGAAGACUCUCAUGUGGGAAAGUUUACCAUGUUACACUCAGAUGACAUACCACAUCCUCCAGUUUUAAAGUCACCCAUUAUUCGAGAAUGGUUCUAUGAGAUUUUGCUGACAAAAAUUGAAAUAGGUGGUGAGGUUGUUAAGUUACCUUGUCAUGAACUGAACACCCGUCGCACUAUUGUUGACAGUGGUACAACAAAUUUACGGUUACCAGAAAAGGUAUUCAACAAUGUUUUGGAGCUGCUACAUAAGCAAGUUCCCCAAAACUUGUCAGAAGAAUUUUGGACACAACAAAAAGUGACUUGUAUUCAUGAAGAUUCAGAUCCCCACCACUUAGAUCUUCGACACUAUUUCCCCCUUGUUCGACUGUCUCUUAUGCAGACAGCUCAUUCUUAUUUUACACUUGAAUUAGAGCCCAAGUCCUACAUUCGACGUGUUGAAGGGCCUGACCAUACUUACUGCUACAAGUUUGGCAUACAACCAUCUGAUUCUGGUUCAGUACUUGGUACUGUUGUAAUGCAAGGCUUUAAAGUAGUUUUUAAUCGUUCCGAUAAGACAGUAGGAUUCAUGACAUCUCUGUGUGGUCCAUCAGUGAAUAUAUAUGGACCUACAGAAGUAAAAGAAGAUCUCACUAAAUGUGCCCAUCAGCCCCCAUCACCAGUUCUAGGGGCUCUUGCAAUUGUGGGUUAUGUUGUAUCAGUGUUGUUGAGUGUUGUAGCAGUAAUUGUUGUCUACUUUCUUAUCAAGUGGUUGUGGGAAUCAUACCUUCAAAGACCAGAUUGGAGUUCUGUCAGCCAGUCAAAUUUGCUGUCUCAAGAGUGAAUGUUGUCACAUGCUCACAUCUCGCCUUAAUUUUCUAAAAGGGCUGUAUGUGAGAUGCAAUCAUUAUCGUGUUCUUUCUCUAAAACAAUAUCAAAAAGUGAUAAAUAUUUUUUACUUCAUCACUUGCUGACAAAUAAGAUAGUUUUGUUUUUGUGUGGGUUAAGAGUUGAAGCAUGGAUUUGAUCCAUGGGUUUUAUCUGAAGGUAGCUUCUUUUUCUUUGUGAUUUUUUUUUCAUGUUAAUUACACUUAUGAUAAUUUUCAUGUCUUUGACGCCGUCUAGUCUUGCUUGUUGGACCAUGUUUAUUCUAAUUUAUGAAUAAUAUAAAACAACAUUCCAUGAUGUACUUCUACGAAUGGGUGAAACUUUUAUGAACAACCCUUGCCUUAAAGGCUCAGAGGCACCUGUGGUGUAGGCACAAAAGUGGUUUAAAUGCUUUUUUUUUCCAAUUUUUUUUUGUUUGUUCCAAAACUUUUGGAUACUUUACCAUUAGUGAUGCUCUAGUCAUUUUAAUCUGAAUGUUGUGAACAUUAUAACUAAAUAUUAAUUGCUGUGAGUGUCUUUUAAAUAACAUACAAUCGUAAGAAAUUAUGUUGGACACAUCCUCUCAGAUUGGUGCUUUUCUUAAUUUUGUGUACAAUUGGACUGUUAAAAUUUAUUGAUAUCUAACUUUAUUCACUGUGUUGUGCGUUUCUAUAAGUAGGGGGUUGAAUGCUCCAUAGGUCUCCUUCAUUGUUAGUGCAAAUGCCCUGGCAAAAAAUGUGACUGAUUAUCUAGUCCACUGUGUCAUUGUGGACUGAGUUAGUGAGAUUGUCAUCAAUGAAAUUUUGUCUCUUAAGUUAAUUCUAUUGUUGGUAAUGGUAAGGGUUCUUCAGCUUUUUUUUAAUGGCUCUAGAAGCUUUUUCCUCCCAAGCUUGCCCAUUAGAUAGGUAUGGGUAGGAGCUCGCCCAAAUAUUGAUGCAUUUCUGUAGAUGUAUGUACAACUGGCAUCAGUUUCCAUACGAAUUCUCAUAUCUGACUGUUAAUACUUAUAAAAUUAGAAAUACUCCUGUAGAUUUUUCUUUCUUGAAAUUACUGAAUGGAAUAUUGUAUGAUAUAAUAAUUGUUGAUUGAUGUCUGUUUUCAUUGUUUCCUCUAUCAGUCCAAAUGAGUAAUAAUUCAAUGUCAUUGAAAUGUCACUUUUGAGGCUGUUUGUAUUAUGUGAGCAGUAUGCUCAUCGUUUCUUGCAUAUCAGUAUGUCUGACCUUUUCGCUCUUUAGCAAAUCACAGAAAGCUGCUGCUGCCUUAAUUUAUGUCUGCAGCUUUCUUAGUUCUAUUAAGUUGUGCCAAGAUGCUAGAUCAUUACACUAAGUGAUGGCUGAACAGGGUAUUUGUCUUAUUAGUUUUAUUAUAUGUAUACCUAAAUUACUUGUGUUUCACCAAGUAAACCCCCUAUGUAAUCUGUAAGAUUGUGAGAAAAUAAAAUCUUUGUGUGAUAGCAACCAUGACAAA